Emys orbicularis (European pond turtle) is the source of this 3261-nucleotide messenger RNA. RefSeq names its product mastermind like transcriptional coactivator 3 (gene MAML3). The record is from RefSeq and is a predicted model, not a curated record. Gene Ontology annotation, cellular component: nuclear speck; nucleoplasm. The coding region runs from base 1 to 3261 and encodes 1086 amino acids. Gene Ontology annotation, biological process: positive regulation of transcription of Notch receptor target; Notch signaling pathway. The transcript has 5 exons. Gene Ontology annotation, molecular function: transcription coactivator activity. NCBI's taxonomy places the organism in Eukaryota, Metazoa, Chordata, Testudines, Emydidae.
AUGGGGGAUUUUGCAGCCCCCGCUGCCGCCGCGAAUGGCAGCAGUAUUUGCAUCAACAAUAACCUGAACAGCGGCCUCAGCGGGGCUGGUGGUGCCGGUAUCGGGGUUAAUAACACUCCCCACGGUCCUCCUGCUGCUGCUCCCAGUAACAAUAAUACUAAUAGCGGCGGCAGCGGCAUUCCCAAGCACAGCACCGUGGUGGAGAGGCUAAGGCAGCGCAUCGAGGGCUGCAGGAGGCACCAUAUCAACUGCGAGAGCAGGUACCAGCAAGCCCAGGCGGAGCAGCUGGAGCUGGAACGCAGAGACACGGUGAGCCUCUACCAGAGGACCCUGGAGCAAAGGGCCAAGAAAUCGGGCACCGGCGGCGGGAGUAGCAAACAGCAGCAUCAGAGCAAACAGCAGCAAGAUGCCGAGUCUGCCACGGCCGAGCAGAGGAACCACACUCUGAUCAUGCUACAAGAGACAGUAAAGAGGAAACUGGAAGGAGCGCGUUCACCCCUCAAUGGAGAGCAGCAGAAUGGUGUCUGUGAUGGUAGUUUCUCUCCAACCAGCAAGCGGAUACGGAAGGAUGUACCAGGAAUCGAUACAAUCAGUAGCUUGCCCAAUAACUUGCCUUUGCCUUCUGUUUCUCCUCUUCACCAGCUUGACAUGAAGCCUUCCUUACCCCUGCAGAAGAGUGGAACUCAUGCUAGUGGGCUGGAAGACUUGGGUAAAAAUGGUGGACUUCCAGAGAUAAAGCUCCCAGUUAAUGGUUGCAAUGAGCUUGAGGACAGUUUUAACAUCCUGCAAAACAAGGAACUAAAACAAGAACCUUUGGAUGACCCCACCUGCAUAGACACUUCUGAAACAUCCCUUUCGAAUCAAAACAAACUAUUCUCAGACAUUAAUCUGAAUGAUCAAGAGUGGCAGGAGUUAAUAGAUGAGCUAGCCAACACUGUACCAGAAGAUGACAUACAAGAUUUGUUCAAUGAAGACUUUGAAGAGAAGAAGGAACCAGAAUUUCCCAGGCCUGCCGCUGAGACUCAAGAAAGUGCAAGCGUUAAGAGCGAUCCAUCUCAUUCUCCAUUUGCUCACAUACCAAUGGGGUCUCCCCAGGUAAGGCCUUCUUCUUCAGGCCCUCCAUUUUCAAAUGUCUCCACAGCUUCUAGCAUAACUUCUGUAUCCAGUGCUCCACCAGCUCCAAUCCCUGCCAGCUCACCAGCAAAUUGUGUUCAGUCACCUCAAACUCCCAAUCAAGCCCAUACUCCAGGUCAAACUCAGUCACGACCUGGAAAUGGUUAUCUUAUUAAUCCAGCAGCAGUGACUGUCGCAGGUUCAGGGCCUGGUCCUGUGGCUAUAUCCAGUGCUGACUUGUCUCCAGCUGAACAGCUCAAGCAAAUGGCAGCACAGCAACAACAAAGAGCUAAACUCAUGCAGCAAAAGCAGCAGCAGCAGCAGCAUCCAAAUCAAGCAUCAAGCUGGUCACCUGUGGGACCUCCAUCUAGUCCAUAUGGAGGACCCUUCAGUGCAGACAAACCAAAUAGUCCAAUGAUGUAUCCCCAAGCCUUUAACAACCAAAAUCCUAUAGUGCCUCCUAUGGCAAAUAAUCCACAGAAGACCACAAUUAAUAACUACCUCCCUCAAAAUCACAUGAAUAUGAUCAAUCAACAGACAAAUAAUUUGGGUACAAACUCUUUAAGCAAGCAGCCCAACAUGCUUACUUAUGGCAACACUAAACCUCUGACUCAUUUUAAUGCUGAAUUGAGUCAGAGAAUGACCCCACCAAUGGCCAAUCCCAGCAAGAACCCCAUGAUGCCAUAUAUACAGCAGCAACAGUCCCAGCAGCCACAGAUGCAAGCUCAGAUGACACACCUGAGUGAGGAACAGAAACGAAUGCUUAUUAUGAAGCAGAAAGGAAUGAUGAAUCAACCAAUGGCAUAUGCAACACUUCCCUCCCUUGGCCAGGAACAGCAUCCGGUGGGACUUUCUCGGACCACAGGCCCUAUGCAGCCUUCUGUCCCACCAGGCUCCAGCAACGUGGUCACGGGUGCAAACCCAGGAGGUCCCAGUUUCCUGGGAAAUCAGCCGCAAGCAGCCAUCAUGAAGCAGAUGCUGAUUGAGCAAAGGGCCCAGCUCCAUGUGAUGGAGCAACAGAAGCAACAGUUUCUAAGGGAGCAAAGGCAGCAGCAGCAGAUCCUGGCAGAGCAGCAGUUGCAGCAGCAGUCACAUUUGCCUCGGCAACAUCUCCAGCAGCAGCGGAACUCGUAUCCAGUGCAACAAGUCAGUCAGUUCCAAGGUUCUCCCCAGGAUAUAGCAGCAGUGAGAAACCAAGCAGCGCUUCAGAGCAUGAGGACCUCCCGAAUGAUGGCCCAGAAUGCAAGCAUGAUGGCAAUGGGGCCCUCCCAGAACCCUGGCACAAUGUCGACAGCAGCUGGUCAGUCCGAGAUGGGAAUGACUCCUUACAGCAAUACAUCUACCAGCCAACCAGGAAUGUAUAAUAUGAGCACAGGAAUGAGCCAAAUGUUGCAGCACCCAAACCAAAGUGGCAUGACCCUGGCACAUAGUGCAGGCCAAGGACCAAGGCAGCCCGCGUCCGCACAAGGGGUUGGAAUUGUCAGCAGUUUUGGUCAAAGUAUCCUGGUGAACUCUAUUCCCCAGCAACAUCAGCAGAUGAAAGGACCUGUGGGCCAAGUCCUGCCCAGGCCACAAGCCCCUAGACUUCAAAACAUGAUGGCAACUGUCCCUCAAGGAGCACAGAACUGGCAGCAGCGAGGCUUACAAGGUAUCCCUGGAAGGACUAGCAGUGAAAUUGGGUCAUUCAACAACGGCACAGUGUAUCCAGUGCAGUCUGGGCAACCAAGGCUGCCCAAGCAACAUUUUCCACAGGGAAUUAACCAGUCAGUUGUGGACACUAGUGGAACAGUCAGAGCCCUAAAUCCAGCAAUGGGAAGACAAAUGCUGCAACAGCUCCCUGCACAACAAGGAACCAGCCAAGCAAGGACAAUGGUUAUGCCUGCAAUAAGUCAGGGGGUUCCCACUAUGCCUGGUUUCAAUCAGCCCCCUACACAACAGAUGCCAGGUGGGAAUUUUGCUCAGAGCAACCAAGGUCAGACCUAUGAGAGGAAUCCCACUCAGGACAUGUCUUACAAUUACAGUAAUGAAGGAGCUGGAGGUUCCUUUUCAAGUAUAGCAGAGGGUGCGGACCUUGUGGACUCCAUCAUUAAAGGUGGACCAGGUGAUGAGUGGAUGCAAGAACUUGACGAGUUGUUUGGAAACCCAUAG